Molecule: messenger RNA, 480 nt
Organism: Gryllus bimaculatus (two-spotted cricket)
Lineage: Eukaryota; Metazoa; Arthropoda; Insecta; Orthoptera; Gryllidae
Source: the annotation of a GenBank genome assembly
AUGGUUGCGGCGCAGUCCAUCGCCGCGCCGCGCCGCGCCGUUGUGGCUCAAAUACAUCCAAAUACAAUCUGCUCGCUAUGCAAUAUGAAUACUGAUGAAAACCUUAAACAUGUUUUAUGUGAAGAACUGGAUGACAACUCGCUGACGCAGUUACCUAUGGCCCUGACUUACCUGCCAAUGCUGCAAGAGCUGUCCGUGUCGGGCAACCGGCUGGGCUACGUGCCGGCGGGCGUGCUGCAGCGCUGCCCGGCGCUGACGCGCCUCGAGCUCAAGGGCAACCCCGUGAAGGGCGUGCACCCGCUCGCCUUCUCCGGCCUGCCCGCGCUGCGCAAGCUGUUCCUGUCCGACUCGAGGGAACUGAAGCAGUUCCCGGCGCUGAACGGGACGUCGGCGCUGGAGGAGCUGUACCUGGACCGCUCCAGCCUGGCGGCAGUGCCGGCCUCCCUGUGUCGCACUUGCCCCGUCCUGCGCAGCUUGUAC